AUGGUUUGUGGGCAAGUCCCCAGGUGCCGCAGGCUUUGUCGCCCUCGUCCCUUCCUUCUGGCUUUAGUGGUGGCCAUCUGUCUGUUCUGCCAGACCCUGACUCCUCUCAUGACCAGCAGCAUCCUUUCAGCAGUUGUUAAUGGGAUUGCACCCAACAAACUGACUAAAACACAGCAAGGAAGAUACAAGGAGGUCUCCCCAAGCACCACUCACUGCUUCCUCCCUGGCAGUAAUUCAGAGACAGUGAAAAAGAUUGAUGACUCCAUUCUUCAGUAUUUUGGAAGCCAUACAAGAAGAGCAGUUCUACAUGCACCUCCUGCCCACUGUGAAACUGAGCGUCAGCUCUGUCAGCGCAUCCUGGCAAAACAUGGAUAUACAGUCACAAUCCUUGAAAACAGGAGACUGGUGGAAGAUCCCAGGCAUGAGGACCCUUAUCACAGUGGCAUAAACCCUUGGGAUCUUUUGAUCUGCUUAUCUUCCAGAAAAAAUGGUGGAACUGGCUGCAUUCAAACAGAAGACUUGCAUAAUCUAGAGUUAUUCCAGAAGGUAAAUCUACUUCCAGAAAUCCAGCAUUUUCUUUGCAGAAAAGAGGGAUUAUGCCAGAUAACAAAAGCCUUUUCAGACCUGCAUCUCCCAGUUGUCACUCCAGAGUGUUCUGGCCAGCCUGGACCGUCGAGGGCCAGUGCCGCAAGCACUGUGUCCCAGGGCAGCGAAAGCACUGACAGGUCACGUCUGCAGCACUGGUGGAAGCAGAGCACGAGCACAAAGUUGAAUCAAGUAUCACUUUCACCAGAUCACAAGGACAUCCUUAAAGCUCAAGACCUUUCUGUCAUCAUCAAAGCAUAUGUGCUUGUGACAUCCUUAACACCUCUGCGAGCAUUUAUUCAUUCAACCACCACUGUCUGGCAUCCACCCAAGAAGAAGCAUUUUACCAUAAAG
Messenger RNA from Acanthisitta chloris (rifleman), 939 nucleotides. Its product is annotated as cadherin-like and PC-esterase domain-containing protein 1. The record is from RefSeq and is a predicted model, not a curated record. NCBI's taxonomy places the organism in Eukaryota, Metazoa, Chordata, Aves, Passeriformes, Acanthisittidae. The annotation marks the transcript as partial. The transcript is spliced from 6 exons.